Molecule: messenger RNA, 2663 nt
Organism: Gastrolobium bilobum
Lineage: Eukaryota; Viridiplantae; Streptophyta; Magnoliopsida; Fabales; Fabaceae
Exons: 8
Coding region: 115-2544 (809 amino acids)
Biological process (GO): regulation of gene expression
Cellular component (GO): cytoplasm
Molecular function (GO): mRNA binding
Source: RefSeq, a predicted model, not a curated record
AUCUGAACCAGUGGCAGUGACAUAAAAUAUCUCUUCUUAUCGAUCGAACUCGCGUCUCAUUUCCCUCUCAUUCAUCAUCUUAGCUCGCUCCCGCGCUUCGCUUUAACACAGGUCAUGGCGGAGGAAGAAGUUGUGGCACCUGCUGCGAGCCCUGUUCCUUCUGAUAACAAACGCAAGUUCGAAGAUCUGGAGCCCGAAGCUACGCAACUUACUGAACAACUGCCUUCCGAAUCUAACGCCAACUCUGACGCUGACAACACUGAUGCGGCGGUUCCCGAUGAGGGUGAGAACAAGCGUCUUCGCCUCGACGACAACCAGAAUGACCUAGCUAAUUCAAACGGGCAUGAAGAUGAGCAGGAUGCUGAGCCCGAAAAAGAAACGGGGGAAAGAUCCACUUUGGAGAAUGAAAAUGAAAAUGAGAAUGAGAAUGAGAAUGAGAAUGAGAAUGUUCUUUCAGAGGAUGGUAAUCCUACAUCCAAAGAUCCUCCUGAGGCAACUGCUAAUGAACAAGCUUCUAGUGAAAUUGGUGAGCCAGCUGAGGCCAAACAACUUCCUAUUGAGGACUCUGGAAAGGAAAAUGCUGAGGAGCUAUCUAAAGAAACUCAAGAACCAUCUAAGGAGUCAACAGAGCAAGAUGAUGCUUCUGGAGAUAAGCAACCUCAUUCUGUUGAUAUCGCUUCGGACAAUGUGGAGUUUACCGAUAAUAAGCAAGAUGCUUCUUCUGAACAAAAGCAACCUACAUCUGGGGAUGAAAUGACAACACGGAAAAUUGAAGUUCCUAACAACAAGGUUGGUGUACUUAUUGGCAAGGCUGGAGAUACUAUAAGAUACCUGCAGUAUAAUUCCGGCGCAAAGAUUCAGAUCACGAGAGAUGCUGAUUCUGAUCCUCACUCUACAACAAGGGCUGUGGAACUAAUAGGAAGUUUGGAAAGUAUAGAAAAGGCAGAAAAGCUAAUGAGUGCUGUGAUUGCAGAGGCUGAUGCUGGGGGUUCUCCUUCACUUGUAGCUCGAGGUCUCUCCCCUGCUCAAGUUACUGUGGGAUCUGAACAAAUUCAGAUACAAGUUCCAAAUGAAAAGGUAGGAUUAAUCAUAGGGAGAGGUGGGGAAACAAUUAAAAGCCUGCAGACUAAAUCUGGGGCACGCAUCCAGGUAUUGAUACCUCAACAUCUUCCAGAAGGAGAUGAUUCUAAAGAAAGGACUGUCCAAGUUACUGGUGAUAAGAGGCAAAUUGAAGUUGCACAAGAAAUGAUAAAGGAAGUCAUGAGUCAGCCUGUCAGGCCAUCAACUGGUUUUGGCCAGCAGGCCUACCGCCCACCCCGUGGUUCUGGUGCCCCACCACAAUGGGGUCAACGAGGUUCUCAUUUUGGCCACCCGACAGCAUAUGAUUAUCAGCAUCGCGGGCCAUACCCUUCUCAUAAUCAACCAUAUGCAGCUCCAGCAUAUGGAAGCUAUCCUCAACAUAUGGCUCCAAGAAGCAGCUUUGGUUCUGGUUGGGAGCAAAGGCCUCACCACAGCUUCCAGGGACCAUCUCCACACAAUGGUGGUUAUGAUUAUUAUGGAGGACAAGGGGGUCAUUUAUCUGAUGCUCCACCAUCAACCCAGCAUCCCAGUUCAGUCCCCCAACAUGGUACUGGUCCUUCCCCUGUACCUUCUAUGGGCCCAUCCCCAACUCAGAUGAAUUACAAUUAUGGACAACCACAAGGCCAGGAUUAUAGUCAUCAGACACCUUAUACUCAGGCAGGAUUUCCUCAACAAGGUUAUGGACAAGGAUAUGAUGAAUCAAAGUUUGAAAACCGUGCUCCUGCUCAACAUCCCUAUGGAGGACAUAUAAGUUCUCAACCGACGUACCCUCAGGCUGGUGCUCAACCCAAUCUUGUUGCACCACAGCAGUAUGGCAAGCCACCAUUAUAUGGCAUGCCAUCACAGGGACAGCCUAUGCAAUCUUAUGGUCACCCGAGAGCUACUCAACCAGGGGAUGUGCCGUAUCAAGGUUCUACUCCUGCCCAAUCAUAUGGUAUGAAUAUGCAAACCCAACAGCCAUACCCAUAUGUGUCCUCUGGGCCAUCACAAGCAGCAUAUCCGACUUAUGGGUCUGCACCAGCUGCAGAUAGCUACAAUCACCCACAGCCUGCAUCUGGCCCACUUUAUGCCCAGCCUGGUGGACAACCCAGUUAUGGCCAGCCAGGUGCCCAGCCUGCUGCUAGUUAUGCACAAGUUGGUCAUACUGGUUAUGGAUCAUACCCAUCUUCUCAGCAAGCUUACCCUGAACAAACGGCUCCUAGCAAUGCAGUUUAUGGCUACCAAGCGCCCCAAGAUCCUAGUUACAGCAGCGGUGCUGCACAAGCGUAUAGCGCAACACCAAGUGGACAGCCAGGUUAUGUUCAACCGACGCCAACUCAAACCGGGUAUGAACAGUCUAACCCACAAUCAGCAGGUUAUGCAGCUGUACCUGCAAGUGCUCCAGCUGCGUAUGGCAAGACAUUGUCGCCUCAGCCUGCCUAUCCCCAAUAUGACUCCACCCAAGUUUAUGGUGCUUCUCGAUGAAGUUUUUUGUAUUGACAGCCAAUUUGUAGUAGUACUAGCAUGUUCUAGUUUAGUGGCCUCGUUCGGUGUAACUCGCAUUUGAUUUUCUUGUAAUAUCUACUGCUUUUAAUCAUAAAACA